Molecule: messenger RNA, 1404 nt
Organism: Penicillium nucicola
Lineage: Eukaryota; Fungi; Ascomycota; Eurotiomycetes; Eurotiales; Aspergillaceae
Exons: 5
Coding region: 1-1404 (467 amino acids)
Molecular function (GO): oxidoreductase activity, acting on the aldehyde or oxo group of donors, NAD or NADP as acceptor
Source: RefSeq, a predicted model, not a curated record
AUGGAUCUCUCUCGUAUUUUGGCCGCAAAUAUCGACGGCCGCACCCAAAACACCCGCUAUCGCCAAAGCCAGUUCCAAAAACUCCAAUCAAGCUUGGUCAAGGACAUUGCCUCAAUCCAAGAUGCAAUCAUCUCAGACUCAGGACACACGCGGACUGAAGUUCGCGCCGAGAUUGUGCUCGCGCUGCAAGAGAUCAAGACCCAUUAUUCCAGCUUGAGUCUGGAGAAGGAUCUCGAAGCCGAGUAUCGCAUUGCGCGCGGCAAAGACAGCGCAGAUGCGAGGCGUGGAAAUGGAAUUGUGUAUAUCAUACCGAAUACGCACACAUUUUUCUAUUCCGUGAUCUCGGCGUUGAGCGCUGCUCUCGUCGCUGGUAACUGUAUCGUCCUCGAGCUCCUUCAAACAACAAGCGCGCUGCCAGUUCUUCUACGCAAGAUUCUUUCAGAAGCACUAGAUCACGACACAUUCGCCAUCACAACCCAACGACCAGACUCCUCAUUCCUGAACAAGGCCUUGAUAGUCGACCAAACCGGGGAGUCUAGCACCAGCAGUGGACUGGUCUCACCUGCCACCGGAAGAACGGUGGCUAUCGUCGAUCGCACAGCCAAUAUCGCCGAAGCUGCACAGGCAUUGGUAGCAGCGCGGUUCGCGCUCGGCGGUCGGUCACCAUAUAGUCCGGAUUUAGUGCUCGUGCACGAAUUCGCCAUGAAGCCUUUUGUCGAGGCUGUUAUCCAACAUGCGUCAAAGUAUCUUGCCGGCGAGAAUGGCGAGGCGAGGUCUCUAUCGAGAAAAUCUGGCUUGUUGGAUUCUAUCCAGAAGGAUAGACGGGCCAGGGUUCUUGUUUCUGGGAGUAAUUGGGGAGUUGUUGAGGUUCAGGAUCGGAAAUCACCCCUUCUGCAGAAGAAGAUUGCAGAGAAAGUGUUACUUGUUCAUCCAUUCUCUAGCUUGGAUGAUGCUAUUGACACCAACUGUAAUCAAACCCUAGCAGCGACUUAUGCCUUCGCAGCUCCUUCGUCAGCCAAAUACCUGACCCAAUUCAUCGACGCUCAUGUCUCCUGGGUCAACCAUAUUCCCAGCCACAUGCUCAUUGGUCCAGCUAUCCCCAUGAACACAAUCCCAUCUUCUGAAACCCGCUACGCAAAGUCUCAAUUCGAGCUUCCACGUCCACAACUGAUCGUCCCAGCUCCAAGCUCGGUCCAGAUUAUCCUCGGUAAUGAUACUGCCAAGGCAGAUACAUUGUGGCGGGAAGCUAUUGCACCGCUGGCAUCGACAAAGCAGAAACCGGGCUUUAAGAUUGGGUUCUUCGAACAGGGUAUUAUUACUGGUGGUCUUAUUACGCUUGCUUCACUGGUCGCUACUGUUUCUACGUUGGGAUAUUAUACUUGGACUUAUAUGCGGAGAAUUUAA